Molecule: messenger RNA, 1176 nt
Organism: Temnothorax curvispinosus
Lineage: Eukaryota; Metazoa; Arthropoda; Insecta; Hymenoptera; Formicidae
Gene: SmB
Product: small nuclear ribonucleoprotein-associated protein B
Exons: 3
Coding region: 106-756 (216 amino acids)
Biological process (GO): mRNA splicing, via spliceosome
Cellular component (GO): U4/U6 x U5 tri-snRNP complex; catalytic step 2 spliceosome; U2 snRNP
Molecular function (GO): RNA binding
Source: RefSeq, a predicted model, not a curated record
CGUCGUCUUCGCGCACUUCGCGUUAGAAGAGGUUAUGUGGUGAAGUCUCCCUGCGAAUUUUUCGUGACGAAUUUUUGUGCUCUGCGUUAAAAACAAUCAGCCAAGAUGACGAUUGGCAAAAACAAUAAGAUGCUACAGCAUAUCAACUAUCGAGUUAGGAUCAUCCUACAGGAUUCUAGAACGUUCAUAGGUACAUUCAAGGCUUUCGACAAGCAUAUGAAUCUGAUACUUGGUGACUGCGAAGAGUUCCGCAAGAUCAAGCCAAAGAACACGAAACAGCCGGAAAGAGAAGAGAAGCGCGUGCUGGGCUUUGUGCUUCUGCGCGGCGAGAAUAUUGUUUCGUUGACGGUGGAGGGUCCACCACCUCCCGAAGAGGGACUGCCCAGAGUACCGAUCCCGGGAGCGGCACCAGGGCCAGGUAUGGCUCGCGCUGCUGGUAGAGGUAUGCCAGCGAACGUUGCGGGAGUGCCGGCUGGAUUGCAAGGACCGGUCAGAGGUGUCGGAGGUCCCUCCCAACAGAUCAUGACACCAGGCAGCAGAGGUCAAGUCUCGGCACCACCUCAAAUACAUCCUGGUGGCCCGCCGCGUAUGCCAGUCGGUGGACCGCCACCAGGCAUGAUGGGACCGCCAGCUGGAAUGAUGGGUAUGCCACCCGGAAUGCCGCCUCUAGGACGUGGUGGUCCACCGAUGGGACCACCUGGUAUGAGAGGUCCGCCUCCAGGUUUGAUGCGCGGCGGCCCACCUCGUCCGUACUAGCAAACUGGAUUAUUAAGAGAUAUUUGAUAUAAUAAUAUAAUUAGGGAUAAGAAAUUCUUUUGUAAUAUUAAUAUACUGUACUCUUUAAUCCUCACGAAACUCUUGUGUCAAUGUAUAACAGUUUUAUAAACUCAAGAUUCAUAACAAAUAAUAAAGUCUGCUCAGGUAACAUCCAUUAUUUGUACUUGAAGGAAAUUAAUAUAUUAGUAGUAUUCGAAAACUCGUAACUUGUGCAGGUCUUUCAAUUAAUUAAUCGAUUAAAAAUAAAUUUGUGAUGUUUGACAACGGAUUUUCUACUUUGAGAUGAAUCUUUUCUAAGAGCAAUGUAAUCUUUAGCCCAGCAUAAAGUCUCCUUAGAUAGUGUUCCGACAAACAUAUGUAAUAUUAUUAAAUUCAAAGAUACAACGAACGAUCGAUUUA